Messenger RNA from Syngnathoides biaculeatus (alligator pipefish), 4398 nucleotides. RefSeq names its product ADP-ribosylation factor GTPase activating protein 1 (gene arfgap1). The transcript is spliced from 14 exons. Bases 336 to 1583 code for a protein of 415 amino acids. Gene Ontology annotation, molecular function: GTPase activator activity. The record is from RefSeq and is a predicted model, not a curated record. Gene Ontology annotation, cellular component: Golgi membrane. NCBI's taxonomy places the organism in Eukaryota, Metazoa, Chordata, Actinopteri, Syngnathiformes, Syngnathidae. Gene Ontology annotation, biological process: regulation of endocytosis; regulation of ARF protein signal transduction.
AGGAAAUCCCAUGAUGCAUUGUACUGCCCACGUAGGCAAACAGGAACAUGGCUGCCGGUGUUUGACACAGCAGCAGUACAUUUUCUCGAUUUUUGUCGGCCUGACAGCUCCCUAAAGUCCCCUCUUCACACUUGCUGUACAUCAAGACAGAAGCAAAACGUUUGUACGGUAUUCCUAGCGCAUUCCCUGACAACCGUGUUUUUGUUGUUGUUGGUCGCCAGCAAACAGUACUGUGUAUUGCCUUCUCAUGCACGAACAAAAAACAUCAAGUUUUGAGGUGCAAUGUUAGGAGGCACUCCAUAGCACUAAGUGAUAUCAGUCAGUACACUGUGAUCAUGGCAAGUCCAAGAACCAGAAGAGUUUUGAAGGAAGUGAGGACACAAGAUGAAAAUAAUCUGUGCUUUGAAUGUGGGGCUUUCAACCCUCAGUGGGUUAGUGUGACCUAUGGGAUCUGGAUAUGUCUGGAAUGCUCUGGAAAACAUAGAGGCUUGGGGGUACAUCUCAGUUUUGUACGUUCUGUCACCAUGGACAAGUGGAAGGACAUUGAGCUUGAGAAGAUGAAAGCAGGAGGGAAUGGGAAAUUCCGUUUGUUUCUUGAGCUCCAAGAUGAUUACAAUUCCAGCUGGACCUUACAGGAAAAGUAUAACAGCCGAGCUGCUGCACUCUUUCGGGACAAGGUUGCCACAGAAGCUGAGGGGAAGGAGUGGUCUAUAGAAACAUCUUCUGCCAAAAAUUGGACAUCACCCCAACCCAAAAGCAGCCUUUCAUCUUCCCAUCGAUCCGGAGGAUCUGGAGCAAACUCUGGCACAUCUGGUGACAAAGCUUUCGAAGACUGGUUGAGUGAUGACGUUAACUCUUAUCAGAGUGGAGCCGGUUACAGUGGGAAUCAAGAAAACCGCUAUGUUGGCUUUGGCAACACAGUGCCCCCAGAGAAAAAAGAGGAUGACUUCAUCAACAAUGCCAUGUCCUCCAUUUAUUCAGGUUGGAGUAAUUUCACAGUUGGGGCUUCCAAGUUUGCUUCCAUCGCAAAAGACAAUACAACAAAACUGGCAAAUCAGGCAACUUUGAAGGCCACAGAGUUAGGACAUACAAUAAAUGAGAGCGUUAUUAAACCUACCCAAGAAAAGGUGAAAGAUGGCAAAUUGCUAGAUGAAAUGACAGUCGGCAUCACUGAGUUGGCAAACAAGGUGCAGGGAGCUGGUUCCAAAUUGACCAAUCUCUUCUCGGGAAAACCAGAAGAUGGGGCUGCUGGAGAUAGCUACCAGAACAUGGGGGCUACAGAGGGCUAUCAGGGCAGUUCCAGCCAGCCUCUCUCAAAGGACUUCUGGGAAACAUUUGGUAGCAACAACUCCCUGAAGGCCAAGAAGUCCCCAAGCAGUGACAGCUGGACCAUUGCAGAUAAUUCUGCAAAGAAGAGCUCUGACAGUUGGGACAAUUGGGGCUCUGAUGCAGCAUCCAACAACAAACACAGCACAGAGGAGAGUUGGGAGGCCUGGGACAACAACUGGGAAAAUGCAGAGGGUAAGGCCAAAAAGAGUCCUACGAAACCUGCUGAAGAAACCUGGGGUAAUGCAGACUGGUAGUAGUCAAACCUUCCUGCCUCCUUUUCACUCCUCAUCCUACUGGUACUUACAGGGAAGGAGUUAGUUCCCUAACACUUCCUGCCAAAGCAUUCGUCUUGAACAGAUGCCCAAGGUUGACAUCAGCUGCAUGAUAACAGUCAUACUUUUAAAAAUUCUAACUUUGAAAAAUGACUUGGACUUUUUAAAAUAUACAGUAUAUCUGAUUGUAAAUGAUCACCACCCGAAAUGCUAAAUGACUACGGCACCCCAGAAAAUGCAAUAGUCGAUUAAAAAAAGCAAAUGUUCAUACUCUAUACUUGUUACAUCGUGAUACUGCUGUUCGUCACAGAAAAUUAUACUUUACAUAAAAUUUGUUGUCACGAUAAAACUUUGUAAAUACAUAGAGAGACGUGGCACUAUAAUAGUCUUUGUGGUCACCCACAUUGACUUAUUCCAUCCCCGGACCAUCAUCUCGAAUCCCCUUGCAUACUGACUUGGCAUUACAUUAAAAAAAAAUAUAUAUAUAUACAGUAUGUACAGUAAAAUAUCGAUAAAAAUAUAAACAUUGACAUGAUGCUUUAUCUUUCAUACAAGCAGUUAAAUAGUUUUCCAAAGAACAGUAAUUAACAGCUGUGAUCUGACAAAAAGCAAUUUUGAACUUUCUGAGCAAUGCCCCAUUAUUCCAUAGCUGAUAUAAACAAAAAUAGUUGAAAAUAUCCGUUCAUGGCUUUUCUUCACUGUACUGUGCUAAAAUGGAUCAUUUUGAUAAAACAGUUUUGUGAAUGGCAAUACUGUAUAUGUCACUAGGCAUAACUCACUUUCAACCAGCCAUUUGAUAUUUAGUAAGAGUAUGAACGUUUAAUAAAAUACUUUUUGUGCAAUAGUUAAACAUAGGAUCCCAUGCUCUUAGACACAGGAAGAGUAUAAUGUAUUAAGUUGGACAAAAUUAUGAAUUUAUACAUGCAGUCAAUACAUGCUUUUGUACUUGAUCAGUAUGAAAUAUUUUUAUGUGACGACACCUACAUUUUGGGCUGCUUCAUCUACAAAUCAUGAAUGCUGAAUCCUUAGGAGUAGUGUAGUUCCCUCUGAUUUGAUGAACUAGCAAAGGUGAGUUUGUGGGAAAGUUUCAUGAGAAUCAGCGUUAAUGUCCAAGUAUGCAACAACACAUAAGGAAUUUGUUUUUGGCAGUCGGUGCCACCCUGGUACGACAUUCAGAACAAACAAACAAGAACAAAGAACAAUCGACAUUCAAUUCGCAGGAACUAUCCUUGAUAAUUUAAGUCAAAACUCUCAUUGUUUAGAACUACAGUGUUUUGGGAAGUGUUCAACCUCACCAUCUUAUGUAAACUUUGAAUCUCUGUGACUGAAAGUGUCCCAAAUGAAUCUGUGAACCCCUCCACCUUUGUGGUUUGACUAUGCCUAUGCGCAGAUUUUUGGGGGAACCCAUCCUUAUUUGCUGUAGAAUUUCCCUGUUCAGUUUUGUGCUCAGGCACGUUCUCGUGAAGUAUUGGUGUGGAGGACUUUGAUUUAGAUAUUUGUGCUCUGCUUCCAUCUUCAGGCCUCUCUGGGCAAUUACGAAUACAAUUACUAAGAUUUUUUGUAUUCGUGGCAGGAUUUGGUCACUUUCCCACGUAAAUACCGGGGUUCAUUGAAAUUUAAACAAUGGAUUUAGACAGACAUACCAUAAAUGAUCAUUAUAGUGAUAAAAGAGGGGGAAAAAAAAUUCAACAUAUAUUAAAAAAAAAAAAAAAACAAGAAACGGCAAUUUGUUUUGUGGGCUUUGCUGGACAGAAAUGAGAUCAGUCGUUUCCAGCAAUGUAAUACUUCAUGUCAGACUUUGCAAAAUAUUUAGUCCAAAAUUAUUUUUCUAUAGCCGCAUUUAAUUGUUUAAGCUAUUAAGUGAUAUUUGAUGAAGAGUACUUUAUUCCAUUCCCUUUUUCUACCUCGAAGAAGAGUUUACUACACAUUGUGAUAUGUCUUUGUUUAAUGUGUCUGCAUUGUGAUAAUGUGGAUUUCAUGUUAAGUUCAAGCAAGACAAAAUGGUACAGCAGCAACAUUGAUGAUUUACUGUACAGUAUUAUGGUUAAAAAAAAAAGGAAAUACAAACGAGAUGACUCCAAGAACAGUUGCUGCUGUAUGCAUUUUUUUAAAGCCUUAAACUGCCGUUUUUUUGCUCUUUUCAUACUCAUAUCAGCUUGUCUGCGUAUGUAUGCAUGUGGGAGCGUAUGCGUCUGUGUGCUUGAUGCUGAGUUUUUUCAUGUCUCUAAAUAACCAUCUCCUAUCAGUGGUGUUCAUAUAUUGUCACCUGGAAGCAUUACUAUGAGAUAUUAUUUUAAUUUCAUGACAGCAUGCUAUAUAGCAUAUCUGCAGUUCGUUCCAAAACAGUUUUGAUAUCACGUGUGUCAAAUCUCGAGUAAGUGGCUUGUUGGCAUAAAUUUAACUUAACAAAUGCAUUGGUAAAUGUCGCUUAACAAAAUGCAUCCAGGUGCUGACAAAAACACAAAAUUUUGUCAACUGUAUAACCUAAAUCCAGUUCUCCACUUAAUUAAAAAAAAAAAAGUAGCUAAGCAGUUGUGCCUGUGAAACAUUGGCACUAUGCUAUGUUGUGUCUCAUGUCAGAGAUGUUAUUUUUGAUGUUGUGCAUGAGCUAGAUAUGUAACGUGACAAUUAAAACGUCCAACUGCUGUUAAAUCCUCAAAAGUUGUUUCUUCAGUAGAUUCAAGUCAAGUUCUGUAUGCUUCCCCAAGUUUCACCCCGCAUCAAUCCCAAAACGGGAGCCGGUGUUACACACUUCAGGUUGUGGAGACUUUUCCUGCACACAUGGUUUCUGUGUUGA